Zootermopsis nevadensis is the source of this 1077-nucleotide messenger RNA. RefSeq names its product mitochondrial ribosomal protein L32 (gene mRpL32). Gene Ontology annotation, biological process: translation. Gene Ontology annotation, cellular component: mitochondrial large ribosomal subunit. Gene Ontology annotation, molecular function: structural constituent of ribosome. The record is from RefSeq and is a predicted model, not a curated record. NCBI's taxonomy places the organism in Eukaryota, Metazoa, Arthropoda, Insecta, Blattodea, Termopsidae.
AUUUCCUUAACGUUGGCGGCAUUGUUACUGGUAUAAGAAAUGGCUGCUUCGGUGGUAUGGUGUUUAGGCCAAGCACUGAAGAAAAUAGAAAAUGUCUUUGCAUUAGCAAUUGGACGUCAGUUUCCACCACAUGGUCUGUGUAUGGUGGUAGUACAGUCAGAUGCCACAAACAAGACAAUUCCAAAGUCAUCUCUUUCUCCGGAGGAACUCUUUCGCCAUGGAUUCCUCUGGGCAGUACCGUACAAGAGACGUUCACUUGAAAAAAGGUUGAGUCGUAAGUUUGGAUAUCCGGAAUAUGUUUAUAAAUUAUUACUUCCGAAAAGGAAUCUCCUGGUUUGUAAUACGUGUGGUCAUCACCACGAAGCCGGUCAUUUGUGCCCUCACUGUUACGCUAAAGUUCGAUCAGAAACAGAAGCUAUGCAGUCUGCUAUUCAAGAAGAACUCGGAUUAAGUCCUGUAGAACAAGAAGUGGUUGUUUUGUAUGGUGGCGAGAAAGUAGAACAGCCUGCUGAAUAUUGGAAGGGUAAACGUAUCAUUGAAAUGAAAAAGGAAAGGCCAUCAUGGUUUAGUAAAAAUUUGCUUGAGAAAUCAACAGUUCAGCCUUCAAGUAGCAGUGAUGUGAAACCGACAGAACUAGCGUAACCACAAGACCCAGCCUGUUCUACAGAAUCGGUUCAACAGUGUGAAUGCACACCAGUCACAGUCUUGAAUUGAUUAAAAUGUUUACUUCAAUCAGGUUUAGUUCAGUAAACAGAUAGUGUGAUCACUUUGUAAAGAGCUGCUAGUGACACUAAAUAUCUGUGAAUUAUCUGGAAUGAAUAGGAUAGGAUAAGUAAUGCGGUAAUAAAGAGACAGCAUUGCCAUUUAUGUUAACCUGUGCACAUGAUAGUCUUAUGAAAAGUAGACUGGUUCUCUGAUGACUGUCAUGUAUGUUUUUGUUGGUGCCGUUUUACUAUAUAAACCAUUCUGAUGGGAGACUGAAAUGUAUUUAAUGUAGAAGAUUCUCUUUGAUGUUAAGUGUCUGCUGUUAAAUAAACGAAUAAACAUAAACGUCUAAAUAAAAUUUGACGUACCAUA